Messenger RNA from Eublepharis macularius, 1248 nucleotides. RefSeq names its product INSM transcriptional repressor 2 (gene INSM2). Gene Ontology annotation, molecular function: DNA-binding transcription repressor activity, RNA polymerase II-specific; RNA polymerase II cis-regulatory region sequence-specific DNA binding. Gene Ontology annotation, cellular component: nucleus; transcription repressor complex. The coding region runs from base 1 to 1248 and encodes 415 amino acids. NCBI's taxonomy places the organism in Eukaryota, Metazoa, Chordata, Lepidosauria, Squamata, Eublepharidae. The record is from RefSeq and is a predicted model, not a curated record. The transcript has a single exon. Gene Ontology annotation, biological process: neuron differentiation; negative regulation of transcription by RNA polymerase II; regulation of cell cycle process.
AUGCCGCGGGGCUUCCUGGUGAAGCGGAGCAGGAGGCCGGGCGGCUCCUACCGGUUGCGUCCUCCGGCCGGCCCACCCGCUGCCCUCCCGGAGGAAGCUCCCCGCGGCCCCGCGCCUUUGCCGGAGCCGCCGCCGCCACCGCGCCCGCAGGAGCCCCACAGCCCGCUGGCGGCUCUCUGGGAAGGCGGCGGCUCCGACCGCGCGGCCGCCCCGGACGCCGAGGAGCCCGAGGCCGGCCCCCUUUCGCCCGCCCCGGCCGAGUCCUUCCCGCCCAGCCCCGCCCCGGCGGCCGAGGAGCGGCUGCCCCGCACGCCCUUGCCCCUGCCGCUGCCGCUGCCCGCCGCGCCGCUCUGCCUGCCCGGCGCUCUCAAGCGGCCGCCCCGCGCAAAGGCGCCUCCGGCCAAGAAGCCCAAGGCUGCACGCAGGCUGAGCUUCGCCGACGAGGUGACAACGUCGCCGGUGCUGGGGCUGCGCAUCAAGGCGGCGCCCGAGGCAGGCUCCGAGGGGCCCCGCGCCGCCCGCCCGACGCUGCUGGGCGAGUUCGUGUGCCAGCUGUGCAAGGAGCCCUACGGCGACCCGCUGGCGCUGGCCCAGCACCGCUGCUCGCGGAUCGUGCGCGUCGAGUACCGCUGCCCGGAGUGCCACAAGAUCUUCAGCUGCCCGGCCAACCUGGCCUCGCACCGCCGCUGGCACAAGCCGCGUCCGCCCGCGCCCGACAAGGAGAACAGCCGCCGCGAUCAGCACCUCGGCGCCCGGGACAGCGCCUGCUGCCGCGACCCGCCCGCCGCCCGGCCCUCCCAGCUUUGCGCGCCCGGCGAGGGCGGCCCCGCCGACGCCCCUCCCGGCGAGCUCUUCCUCUGCCCCUACUGCCACAAGACCUUCCGGCGCCAGGCCUACCUGCGCAAGCAUCUGGGCACCCACCAGCCCCCCGGGCCGGCCGGCUUCCAGCCCCGCCAGCCCUCGCCGCAGCCCGCCACCUUCCCCUGCCACUUGUGCGGGGCACACUUUCCCUCGGCGGACCUCAGGGACAAGCACCGGCUGUGGCACGCCGUGCGGGAGGAGCUGCUCCUGCCCCUGGCCCAGCCCGAGGGCAGCGCUGCCCACGGGGAGCAGCAGAUCUUCUCCUGCAAGCAUUGCCCCGCCACCUUCUUCAGCUCGCCCGGCCUCACGCGGCACAUCAACAAAUGCCACCCGUCGGAGAACAGGCAAGUCCUCCUGCUGCAGAUGCCCGUCCGGCCAGGCUGCUAG